Messenger RNA from Mugil cephalus (flathead mullet), 685 nucleotides. RefSeq names its product formation of mitochondrial complex V assembly factor 1 homolog (gene fmc1). The coding region runs from base 48 to 380 and encodes 110 amino acids. The record is from RefSeq and is a predicted model, not a curated record. NCBI's taxonomy places the organism in Eukaryota, Metazoa, Chordata, Actinopteri, Mugiliformes, Mugilidae. The transcript has 2 exons. Gene Ontology annotation, cellular component: mitochondrion.
UCGAUUGAGAACCCCUGGCUCCAUCAUCACAACAACACGGCUCAGAGAUGGCUACGUUAUCAUCACCUCUGCGAGUCUGUCGAGGGAUAUUAAAAGAGUUGCGUUACAUGCAAGGGCCGAGUUACAAGGAGUCUAUGGCCUACAGCUAUGUCAUGGAUCAGUUUCGCAAGAAUAAGGUGACGGGAGAAAGGUACUGCCGCGCCCAGCAGGAGGCGCAUCACGCCUCGCACACUUACCUGUGUCUGCUGGCGUCCACCAGGAGCCACCUGGUCCUGCACGACCUGUACCACAAGAAAGGAGAGCGCAGCCCGGAACAAGUGGCCGGACUCGUGGGGCUGAGGUUGCCCACUCAGCCAGGAGGCAAAGGCUGGGAGAAAUGAGGACAAGCGACGACCCAAAAAAAACUCUUCAGAUAUUACUCACAUGUGUGGGUGACUCAUCCGGCUUCUUAAAAAGGUCCUCGUGUAAAAUAAACCCCCAAAGAUUUUUGACGGAACAUUUUUUUGCCGCAGUGUUGAUGUUGAUGUUCGGAUGGAGGAAAUGUGACUCCUGUGAACCACUGUGAUGGAUGAUCUGUUGUUAAUGUGGUUUAUCCCACAACGUGUUGUUUGUUUCCUGACUGCUUAAAGGCAACAAUUCAAAAGGACUGUAAGUACAUCUACCAUUAAAAUAUAUAUCAUUGUUA